AUGAAGGAGCUCAAUCCGAACUUUUUCUUUGAAAUAGAUGUGGACGAAAACUAUAGCAUUAGAAAUGUGUUUUGGAUCGAUGCUCGGUGUAGAGCUGCAUGGGAAUAUUUUGGUGAUGUCGUGACGUUUAACACUACUUACAAGACUAAUAGGUACGACAUGUCGUUCGGAUCUUUCGUAGGUGUCAACCACCAUGGGAUGUCUACGCUUCUUGGGUAUAUGUUUGCUGACCGACAUAUGUGGGUGCCAGUAUUUUUCAAGGACGAAUUCUGGGCUGGCAUGAAGAGCACACAAUGUAGUGAGAGCAUGCAUUCAGUUUUCAAUAAGUACUUAAACAGUAAGAGCUCUUUGUUGCAAUUUGUUUGUCAAUACCAAAACUGUGUUAUAGACAAGGAGCAAAAGGAGAUUGAGUGUGACGCUGCUGAUUUAAGGGGUAUUAUCCCUUGUGUUUCUAGCUCACCAAUAGAGAAGCAGUUCCAGAGAGAAUAUACAAACUCCAUGUUUCGAGACGUGCAGGAUCAAUUUAUAAAAAAGGCCGAUUGUGACAUCUCCUCAGUCAACCAUCAUGGCACAAGUAUAGUUUAUGAAGUUGACCAACAAAAGAUGGUGUUUGACAUUCUUGCUGUUCUUCUACAUUUUCGUAUGAAAGUAGUGUCCUCACAAUACAUUCUAUCCCGAUGGAGUAAGAAUGAUUUCGUGGCUACUCCAGUGGUUGCUGCUAUAUUGCGUGAUGCCAUGGACAAUGCUCGGCAGAAGCUCAAAGAACACAAGGAAUCCGAGCAUCAAGCUGCACAUGGAUCUAAUGGUAAUGCACAACCAUCUCCUACCAAUGUGGCAUCUUCCUACAAAGAUACGCAAUGGGCUUGUUCAGAAAUGACAGACAAUUUGGCUAUGCACUCUGGUUCCUUCAUAUCACUAUUGAAUUCAUUCCACAACGCUGAACAAUUGUGUAUGUGUACCUAG
Arachis stenosperma is the source of this 963-nucleotide messenger RNA. RefSeq names its product protein FAR1-RELATED SEQUENCE 8-like. The record is from RefSeq and is a predicted model, not a curated record. Bases 1 to 963 code for a protein of 320 amino acids. Gene Ontology annotation, biological process: regulation of DNA-templated transcription. The transcript has 6 exons. NCBI's taxonomy places the organism in Eukaryota, Viridiplantae, Streptophyta, Magnoliopsida, Fabales, Fabaceae.